GGAAUGUGUGAUAAAACCCCACGGAUGUCGCUUAAAGGUUUUAUUACGUUUCAGCUUUUCUUGUCCCUUCAUACCCCUUAAAAAAGAGACAUUACAUUUAUUUUUUUUUAGAAAUAAAGUUGAUACAUGUAUUUUGGAUCCGCGCAUGCGGACACCGCAUCUGAAAGCUAACAGCGCCUCGGAAGAUGUUGCUAAGUUAACACCAAAGCUCCCCCGGCCACAGACACAGAUGGCGUUUUCCAAAACAUACCGCCGCUUGGAUUAGUUAUUUAGCCAAUAAUCUCGAUAUUGUAGUCUACCUGGCGGAGAGCUCGCCACAUGUGACGACGAGCUAAGCCUAUGGCUCACUGGAGCACCUUCGAGAUGGAAACGGAGAGGGAGACGAAGGAGCUGAUUAGGUGGAUGAGCGGACUGGAUGACGAGGAGGAACACAACUUCCAGCUGGCACUCAAAUUCGCAUGGUCCAAUUUCAGGUUCCAUCAUUUCCUGGAUGUGGACAGCCACAAAGUGCAGCGUAGCAUCAGUGGAAUCUACGAAAAGCUCAUGGUCCACUCGGAAAUGAGUAAGGCCGAAAGCUGGAUGAGGCUGACUGAUGAGUUCCUCAACUCGCCCCUAGCUAAUACCAAUGGAACAAAGACUGACGUACACUACAGCAUACUGUCACUGCUACUGUUCUUAUCGGGCUCACCGUCCAACACAAACUUUACCGAGAGACCCCGGGUAAAGGAGGCUGAACCAGAGGACAACUUUGACUGGGCGAAAUAUCUACUGGAGGGUGAAGACAUAGACAAUGGGCCAUAUUCUGAUACUCCUGAGUGGUCCGAGGAGGAGAGCGAGGGCGAGGGCGGCCAUCAGCCACUCAGCAGGGAGGACUCCGGGAUCCAGUUGGACAAAACCCCGCAGGAGGACAAAGACCACGCCGGCAAGACGGUUUCGGUCCCGUGGACAGUGGGAGAACCCGAUGCCCGAGCCUGGCUUGAGCAACACGUGGUGACUCCGUACUGGGUGCCGCACGCCCCCCGAUUCACCCACAGCCUCCAUUUACACUCCAACCUGCUCAAUGUCUGGGAUCAGCACUUGUACAACACCGAUCCGCUGUAUCUGCCCGAAGAAAAAGCCUUCGUCACCGAGACCCAAGUCAUCCGGGAAACACUGUGGCUUCUCUCCGGGGUGAAAAAACACUUCAUAUUCCAGCAUCACGAUGGAAAAGUGUCAGUCAGGAAUAACGUGGUGGUCACUCAUCUCACCAGUAACUGCCUGCGCUCCGUACUGGAGCACGUAGCCGCGUACGGGCAGGCGGUGUUCCGGCUGCAGAGGUUCAUUGACGAGGUGACGGGUCACAGUCCGGACCUCGGCCCCGCCGGUUCCAAAAGGGGCUCCGAGCCUCCGUUCAGGACCUACCAGGCCUUUGUGUGGGCGCUCAACAAGUACUUCACCAGCUUCAAGGAGGAGCUGACCGCCAUCGAGAGAGUGCUCGUGUGCAAAGACGAGACCGUGACCCUGUCCGCCGUGCUUGAGCGUCUCAACCCGCACCUCACGCAGAUCAAAGUGCUGCACAGGGUCUUUUGCACCGGCGUCGCUGAGGUGCCCGCCGAGACCCCCAACGUGGUGCGGGCCUCCCACCUGCUCAACACGCUCUACAAGGCUAUCAUCGAGUAUGACAGCGUCGGGGAAGCUUCCGAGCAAACAGUGGCCUUACUGUUUUCAUUGUGGACCGAGACCGUGCGACCAUAUUUGGAGAUAGUGGACGAAUGGAUCGUCCACGGCCACUUGUUCGACCCCGCCAAAGAGUUCAUCAUCCAAAGGAACAAGGACGUGGCGGUGAACCACAGGGACUUCUGGCACGCCACCUACACGCUUUACAGCAUCUCCGAGACGGUGGAGAGCGAGAUGAGCGACGCGGCCAGCGGCAGCUCCGGAGGGGACGGCGGCGGAGGAAACCGGCAGCUCACCAUGGUGUCCUUCCUCAAGCCUGUCCUCAAGCAGAUCAUCAUGGCCGGCAAGUCCAUGCAGCUCCUCAAGAACCUGGACCGCAAAGAAGACGCCCAGCAGCCGUCUGAGAGAUCCCCUAGAGAUGCAGAGCGUAAGAGUCUACACAGCCUGUUCCUGCAGUCGGUGCAGUCGCGUCUCCGCAGCCAGGACGCGUCUCCCUCCGGCGUCGCGACGGAGCAGCAGGCCACCGGGAGGAGCCUGAUCCGGAUGCAGUCGGUCAUCGCGCAGCAUCUGGAGAUCGACGAUCUCCACGACCCGCUGCUGGCCAUCAACUUCGCCAGGCUGUACUUGGAGCAGAGCGACUUCCACGAGUGCUUCUCUCGGGACGACUUCACCGUGGACCGCUCGUCACAGUCGGUCACCUGCCAGACGUUCGAGCUCACGCUGCGCUCCUGCCUCUACCCGCACAUCCAGCGGCGCUACGUCGAGUGCUGCGGGAACCUCAUGAGGACCUUGAAAAAAGACUACAAGUUGAUAGAGUAUCUGCAGGCCAUGAGGAAUUACUUCCUGCUGGAGGCCGGCGACACCAUGUACGACUUCUACACAGCCAUCUUUGACAAGGUGCGCGAGAAGGAGAGCUGGCAGCAGCCGUCCUUCCUCAACGGCCAGCUGCAGGAAGCUGUCGGACAGCGCCGCCCGGAGGACAGUAGCAGAUUGUCGAUCUUCUUGGAGACAAUUGACCCCGGCCGCAAGAAACACCCCGUCAAUAAUCUGGAAGUACUGACCCUCAGUUACAAGGUUCCGUGGCCUGUAGACAUUGUCAUCAGCUCCGAGUGCCAAAAAAUUUACAAUCAAGUGUUUCUGCUGUUGCUUCAAAUCAAAUGGGCCAAGUACAGCUUGGACACACUUCGAUUCAGCGAGUUUGCAGAUUUCACAGAGAAACUGGAGGGGGCGCCGGCUGACGAUGCCAAGCAGAAGGAACGACCGGUCAAGCAGCAGAUUCACCGCAUGUGUCUGCUGCGUGUCAAACUCAUGCACUUUGUCAACAGCCUUCACAACUACAUCAUGACCAGGAUACUGCACAGCACCGGACUGGAGUUCCAGCAUCAAGUGCAGGAAGCAAAGGACCUGGACCAGCUGAUCAAGAUCCAUUACCGAUACCUAGCGACCAUUCAUGACCGCUGUUUAUUGAGGGAGAAGGUCAGUUUUGUGAAGGAAGCCAUCAUGAAGGUGCUCAACCUGGUCCUCAUUUUCUCGGACCGAUGGCAAGCUGGAUUUGGAGCCUGGAAGGUUGAGUCCAUUGCCAAAAUGGAGUCGGAUUUCAAAAACUGUCACAUGUUCCUGGUGACCAUCCUCAACAAGGCUGUGUGUCGCGGCUCCUUCCCUCAUUUGGAGUCGCUCGCCCUCUCGUUGAUGGCGGGCUUCGAGCAGUGCUGACAGGGGAGCCGCAGUCCAACAAUGUGCUUUAUGAGCACUAUACGUCAUGUGACUGUACAUAUUGAAGCAAGACUUGUUUGUAAAUGUCUUACUACCAGCUGUCAAUGUGACUGUUAAUAAUGUGUGUUUGUUCUAUGAAGCACAAUAAA
This is a messenger RNA of Phycodurus eques (leafy seadragon), 3518 nucleotides long. RefSeq names its product tubulin gamma complex component 5 (gene tubgcp5). The transcript is spliced from 22 exons. The coding region runs from base 340 to 3369 and encodes 1009 amino acids. The record is from RefSeq and is a predicted model, not a curated record. Gene Ontology annotation, molecular function: microtubule minus-end binding; gamma-tubulin binding. Gene Ontology annotation, cellular component: equatorial microtubule organizing center; centrosome; gamma-tubulin complex. NCBI's taxonomy places the organism in Eukaryota, Metazoa, Chordata, Actinopteri, Syngnathiformes, Syngnathidae. Gene Ontology annotation, biological process: meiotic cell cycle; mitotic cell cycle; microtubule nucleation.